AGACACAAUUUUCCAAAGAGAAAGAAGCUUGGCAGUGUGGGGUGGGAAUCCCCCGUCGUCUACUCUCAUGUUAUCAUCAUCAUGUCAAACCUUAACCAGCAUCGUUCUUCCCUUGUAUUGUUGUUUGCCUGCAUCUCCCUCUUCCCGUUCCGGCCGUUUGCUGAGGAUGUCUACUCAGCGUCCCCUUCACCUCCUUCUCAAAUGCCACGAAUUGCCGAUUGAGAUGGAGCCCUCUUCGUCGGAAAAGCAUGAGGAGGGCGAUGGCGACGACGACUACGAAGAGAAACCAGAGCGGGUCGUCCAAGUGCCCCGGCAAAAGUACAUCCCAAUCACUAAGGCGCAGCUUUUGGACGCCAUUUUGAUGACCGCGUUCGACAAUCAGGACGACGCCCUUCAAUUCCUCAAUGUGUCUCGGUGUUUGGACGCCAUUAUUCAUGCUGAACAUAAAGUCGUUUUAGAAGACAUGCGGGCUGAUUAUUCCAUCAUUUCGGCUUUCGCGGGAAAGGAGGAAUCGGUUGAUGGUGGGAGGCACGGUGAGCUCGUCGCCGAUAAGAUGAAGUCUGACACGACCACGGAUGGCGAGGAGGGUAAGAUAGAAGUUGAGGAGCAAUUUCCUCUACUGUCCGCUACUAUGUUGAAGAACCUGGUUGGUUCUUCCGUAAACAAUGGGAGGAAAUGCAGUGGUGAUCCAUCCAGAGUUGCUGUGGCCACUCGUUUCCAGCGGGCUUUCAUGCAACUUCUUUGCAAUGCACAGUUUGAAGAACUAUCGGCUAGUGAUUUAAUGUUGACGUCCGCAUUGAAUACUGACUAUCUUCUUACGUUGCCCAUAUAUGUUGACUGGAAGAGAGCUUCUAAGGCAAAUGCUAUAAUAUACAGGCGGGGUUAUGCAACUGAGAGGCAAAAGGGCCUACUGUUAGUUGAAAAAUUGGACUACAUACAGUCCAAACUUCUGCAAGGAAUUCUCAUUACCAUAUCAAAACCAUUGGGGAAGCUUGGGGCGUGGGUGAUUGAGAAAUUGAAAGGUUCUUAUUCAACUGAAGAAAUCAAGGAUUGGACAAAGAAAUUUAAGCAUUGGGUUUUAGAAGCUUCCGAGUUGCAGAACUCAGAUUUUCUAGAGAUCCUUGAUGGUACAUUUGAAGUAGGAUCGCAGUUGAAUCAGGAGCUCCCUAUCUGGCUUGCAGCCCAAAAGGCAGUGCAACGUUAUGAAGGCAUCUUAUCAUCAACUGGACCUCGUGGAAGGCUUUUAAGGAAAUUGCUUACAUGGACUGGACUUGUGCCUCCAAUGCCAGAAACCCCAUUCGAGUUCAAGGGUGAUAAUGAUGAGUCUGAACCUUAUUUAAGGCCAAUCUCCAUAUCCAGGAUUUCACUUAGUGACAUAUGGAGGCCAGUUACGGAAAAAUACAGGGCAAACAAUGUUUGGGAAGUGUUGAAGACCGGAGUUUCCAUUCUCCUCUCGCAAUCUACCCUUCAGGAAGCAGCCUUCCAAGAGUUGGUAUUGCUCUAUACUGAAGAUGUGAACGAAAGUGAUGUGCAAGGUGAAUCUGAGUUUAAAUCAUUGCAAGUAAAGAUCUAUGAGAGGAUCCCUAUUCCAGAUUUGCUGGUUAUCUUUCCUCACAAAAGGCUAUCAUUCCGUAUCAUAGACACGGUGCGCUUGGACAUUGCCACAGUAUUGGGACUUCUGGCCUACAUCAUAAACUACAAAUUUGAAGAUAUAGUAUCCUCACCGUCGGCAAUAUUUCUUGAUGCAAUUGCCAUUAGCGCCCUUUUUAUAUUUCUGAUUCGUGUAGUGCUGGGUUACAAGCAGACACGAGAUAGGUAUCAAUUAUUGGUGAACAGGACUCUUUAUGAGAAAACUCUAGCUAGUGGAUUUGGCUCUGUUCAUUUUCUUUUGGAUGCUUCCGAACAGCAGCAGUACAAGGAGGCUAUUUUGGCCUAUGCGAUCCUACUAAAAGCAAACCAAGACCAGGUAAAUGCUCGCCAGUGCAUUGGAGACAAAUGUGAGAAAUUCAUGUAUGAUACAUUUAAAGUACAGGUUGACAUGCCAGUUGAUAAAGCAAUGGACACUUUGAUGAGGUUAGGUCUAGUUAGCGAAAGACAUAUCAAUGGAAUUGCCUCACUGCAGGCUAUUCCCUGUGUAAAAGCAUAUGGGGCCCUUAAGGUUCGAUGGAACAGUAUGCUUAGCUAAGGUUGUUCAGCUAAUUGUCUAAGUCUUGUUAUUUAACCAAAUCUAUCUUGUCUUUGUAAAUGUUUUAAUCUUGGUUGUGCAAUAUCUCAAUUUGCUAUUUUUUCA
Messenger RNA from Syzygium oleosum, 2290 nucleotides. RefSeq lists its product as uncharacterized. The coding region runs from base 68 to 2185 and encodes 705 amino acids. The transcript has 14 exons. The record is from RefSeq and is a predicted model, not a curated record. NCBI's taxonomy places the organism in Eukaryota, Viridiplantae, Streptophyta, Magnoliopsida, Myrtales, Myrtaceae.